UGAAUGAAAUGUGUAGGGCUUCCGGUUUAUCAAUGAAAGUCGUGUCUAAGCCAAUGGCUAGGUUUGUUUCUUUACUGUAGCUCGGAAAAGUAAUAAUAAUAAGCAGUAAUGUCGUUAUCCACCGCUCGGUCGUUCCUGUCAGAGGCCUGUUAUGGAGAACAGGAGGUCGACGCUAAUUCCGCUCUCCUGGAGCUGGACAAAGGUCUACGAUCUGGAAAACUGGGAGAACAGUGUGAGGCCGUGGUGCUUUUCCCAAAACUUUUCCAGAAGUAUCCGUUUCCCAUUCUUAUCAAUUCAGCUUUUUUGAAAUUGGCAGACAUCUUCAGACUGGGGAACAACUUCCUGCGCCUCUGUGUACUGAAAGUUACACAACAGAGUGAGAAACACCUGGAGAAAAUCCUCAAUGUGGACGAAUUUGUCAAAAGAGUCUUUUCAGUCAUCCACAGCAAUGACCCCGUGGCCAGAGCUAUCACACUUAGGAUGCUUGGAAGUCUGGCCUCCAUCAUCCCAGAGAGGAAGAACGCCCACCACAGCAUCCGCCAAAGUCUGGACUCUCAUGACAAUGUAGAGGUAGAGGCUGCUAUAUUUGCUGCUGCCAGCUUCUCUGCACAGUCCAAAGACUUCGCAGCUGGAAUUUGCAACAAAGUCAGUGAGAUGAUUCAAGGCCUGGACACACCUGUGGACCUGAAGCUGAAGUUGAUUCCAAUGCUGCAGCACAUGCACCAUGAUGCCAGCCUGGCGUCCAGCAGCAGAGAGCUUCUCCAGCACCUGGUCAACUCCUAUCCCUCUACACCCAUGGUCAUCGUCACCCUGCACACCUUCACCCAGCUGGCUGCCGCCUCCCUCAUUGAUAUCCCAAAGCAGUUGCAGCUUCUGCUUCAGUACCUGAAAGAUGACCCGAGAAAAGCUGUGAAGAGACUCGCAAUCAACGACCUGAAGCUCCUGGCUAAGAAGGCUCCGCAUCUUUGGAUCAAAGAAAACACACAAACUCUGUGCGAGUGUGCCCUGUCCAGCCCUUACAUCAGCCUGAAGCUGGGAAUGUUGGCUGUUCUCUCCACACUGUCUGGAACAAUCGCAAUCAAGCAGUACUUCAGUAAUAUGACAGGUGGUUCUUCAGUUGCCCCACGGCUCACUGACCUGGUUAAACUGGCACAGGAAUGCUGUUACCACAGCAACCUGGCAGUGGCUGCACAUGGGAUCGUGGUCCUGGCCAACAUCACUGUGUCCUGUCCAGAAAAUGAUGUAGCACAACUUGAGCAGGAAAUAGUUCUGGCCGUGGAGUCUCUGCUGAUGCUUUGCAGUCAGGACAACGGCCCCGGUGCCCAGGCCACACUCAAAACAGCCCUCACCUCAUUGGUAAAGCUGCUGAAAAGUCGGCCACAUCUCAGCCAAUCAGCCGUGGACUUCCUGCUGGGCCAGCUGCACUUGUCCUGCGAUUCUUCCCGUGUUCUUAUGUGUCACGCUCUGGCAGCCAUCGCCACCCACCUGCCCGUACUGGGUGACGGAAUGCUGGGAGAUCUGGUGGACCUGUACAGAGUGGCCAGUCUCUCCUCCACUGACAAGCAGCAGGAGCUUCUGGUUUCCUUGGCUACGGUGAUUUUUGUAGCCAGCCAGUCAUCUCUGUCGGCCGAAGUGAAAACAGUCAUCAAACAGCAGCUGGAGAAAGUCGCUAACGGCUGGACCGUAUACCGCAUCGCACGGCAGGCCUCUAGAAUGGGUUGCCACGAGUUCUCCAGUGAGCUGUACCAAAGUCUGAGGACGCGUGUGGCUUCAGAGCAUUUCUACUUUUGGCUCAACAGCCUGAAGGAGUUCUCCCAGGCCGAGCAGUGUCUGAGUCACGUUGAGGACGGAGACUACAGCGGAGCCAUGAGCGCCAUCGCAGAGGCACUGCGCUCCUACCAGAAGGGCAUCGCCUCCCUCACAGCUGCCAGCACCCCACUGAGCCCGUUAACGUUCCAGUGUGACUUCAUUAAGCUGCGUAUCGAUACUCUUCAAGCCCUGUCGCAGCUCAUUUGUACCUGCAACAGCCUGAAAACCAGCCCGCCUCCCGCCAUCGCCACUACCAUCGCCCUCACCUCUGGCAACGACCUGCAGCGCUGCGGCCGCAUCUCACUGCAGAUGAAAGUGUGCAUGGACGAGUUCAGAAGUCUGGCAGCGCGAUACGCUGAUUUACACCAGUCCUCGUUUGAUGCUGAUUAUGCAACUCUUCGUAACGUGGAGCUACAACAACAGAGCUGUUUGCUCGUCUCCCACGUGAUAGAAGCGUUAAUUUUGGAUCCACAGGCAGCCAGUUUUCAAGAGUCUGGCGCCUUGGGUUCGGUCCAAACAGAGAGUGAAUACGAGCGACGCAUGAUUUCUGUUUUCAAUCAUGUCUUGGAGGAGGUGGACGGCCUGGCCAAGAAACACCCACCAGUGUCACACCUGCACACAGGCUGUCUCUGUGACGCCGUCAUUGCACUGCUCAAAGUUCCGCUGUCCUUCCAGAGGUACUUCUUCCAGAAGCUCCAGUCAACCAGCAUUAAGCUCGCUAUUUCUCCAUCCCCUCGAACUCCCAGUGAACCAAUCCCAGUGCAGAACACCCAGCAACUGACCCUCAAAGUGGAGGGCGUGGUACAGCACGGUUCAACUCCAGGGCUCUUCAGGAAGAUCCAGUCGGUCUGCCUCAACGUCACGUCCGUUCUCCAAAGCAAGAGUGGAUCAGACUUUAAAAUUCCGCUUGACACCAAAACGAAUGAGAUCGAGCAGCGCGUGGAGCCACACAUCCUUGGCACUCACACCGUAACUGUGGAGGCGUCAGUGGUGGACGAGAGUGGCACCGAGUGGAAAACGGGGCCCAGGACCACCGUGUCUGUGAAGUCCCUGGAGGAUCCGUACUCCCAGCAGCUGAGGCACCAGCUGCAGCAGGGCGGUGCCCCGACUCCCCCUCAGCGGGGGGCAUACAACCGCUUUUAAUCCAUGGGACAUUUCAAGGUUUAGACAGUGUGGUUUUGUAGAAAGAUAUUGUGUACAUAGAUUUGAUUAAAUGAUUAAUUUUUACUGCAGUGAAAUGAUUUGAAAAUGUGUGAAGGACAAAGACAGCAACCGCUGACCAUUUGUGGAGUUUGGACACCAUAGGAAAAUGUCUUUUCAAUUUUCUCUCUAUUUAAUUCCAAUGAAUUUUUAUUACAUACAUAUGGAAGACAAUCGGUACCAUAAUACUAAUCAAAAUGCAUUAGCAGAUACAUUUUUUCAUUUUCAGAAUAUACCUCAAUUCUUCGACUCAUAAUGAAAUUAAAAGAAAAAUUAAUAAUUUUCAAUUUUUCUCUAGCAUGUAAUUACCCAAAUUUAUUUUGAAAUGUGAAAUUUGUAAAUUAAAAUGCAUUAGCAGGAUGCUUUUUUAUUAACCACCACGUCCUGUCGCUGGAGGACUGAGAACUGAUUAUUAAUUUUAUUUGAAAGUGCAGGUAUCUACUGAAAAGGAUGCAUUUUUAACAUUUAAAAAUGAAAUUUGGUUCUUAAUUGCUGGGGGCAAAUUUUGAAACACAUUUUUAAAAGGUCAUAGAAUGAGCAGUCUUGAAGAAAAUGCAGUACGGAUGAUUGAUUGUUUAUUUUUAAAAAUGCAGGUAUAUUCUGAAAAUGAAAAACAUUUCUGCUACUGUUUUAAUUUGAUGCAUUCAUUUUUAGAAUCGUUGUGUUCUGAAUAACCUUGGAUUCACUCUGCAUGAAGUGUAUUACCAAAGUGCGCCACAGGGGGGCAGAAAAGUGAUUGAGUCUAACUUUUUCCCCUCAAACGUCAGAGUGAAUUGAACAAUUUUCAGAAACACGGAGUCACACGGUCAAAAUGUGUGAUUUCAGCUCUGUCAUUUUACAGCAAAUUGACCGGUUCUCUGAAACUUAAAGUAAUUUAUUUAUUUUGAUAACUGUCACCACAGCAUGUUACUUAGUUGUAAAACAGUCAGAGUCAUUACAGUAAUGGUUUCAUCUUGUGCUGUUAUUGUGAAAGUCAAAAGGGAAUAAACAUCAAAAGCUGGAUGGUAAA
This is a messenger RNA of Cynoglossus semilaevis (tongue sole), 4018 nucleotides long. It is a transcript of the gene ints7, whose product is annotated as integrator complex subunit 7. The transcript has 21 exons. The record is from RefSeq and is a predicted model, not a curated record. Gene Ontology annotation, cellular component: integrator complex. Gene Ontology annotation, biological process: snRNA 3'-end processing. Bases 109 to 2952 code for a protein of 947 amino acids. Lineage: Eukaryota; Metazoa; Chordata; Actinopteri; Pleuronectiformes; Cynoglossidae.